GUGACACAUAGCUUGAUCAAUCAGCGGUUUGCGGACCAAAGAGACUCCAAGAAUGUCCAAAUUUUAACCAGAGAAGAGAAGCCAAAAAAAAGUGAUUGUGUGGUGCCUAGUAUGUCCACAACAGCGCCAGAGUCGCUUAAAAUGCAGUUAACUUAUGUAGAGACGCGUAGCGGUGAGUUCAAAGCGCAGGGGGUACCGUAUAAGGCAAUCCGCUACCUCAGCAGCAACACUCGCGAGAUCAGAUACAGUCACGAGACCCACCGCGCGCUUGACGGCGAAAUGAUGAUGCUCCCACGCACUGGUAUAGAGCCACCGCGUCGUAUCGUCACUGGCCAUACUCCCGAUGGGAAGAGCACCACCAUUUUCGAUGGGGAAGUUUCCAGUGCCCCCAACGUUGGCACGAGAUUCUGGGUCACUAAAGGAUGGCCAACAGAUAAUUCAGGAGAUAACAAAGACUUGAGAGAUGAAAGUCCGGAUCGUGCUGGUAUCUUCCAGACUAAUGGGACAAAUUUUCUUGCCCAGGACGUCCCCCCGGGUGCCGUCGUUCCAAUGCACCGAACGAGUACUCUUGACUAUGGUAUUCUGAUAUCAGGAGAACUGACGCUGGUUCUUGAGGAUGGUCCUCCCCUAACAUUGUCUGAACCGGGAACUGUCUUUGUCCAAAGAGGGACCGCACACCAGUGGGAGAAUCGUGGUCCUGACUGGGUCAGAGUCAUCUUCGUCAUCCUCGAUGCUAAACCUUUCGCCUACACGAAUGCAGAUGGAGCGCAGGUGACGCUGGAGGAGUACCACUCGUGGUCGAAAGCCCCUACUUAACGUAUAUGUAGAUCACUCUUUUGUAACACACAUCGAUCUUGUUCUCAUGGUGGCAAAGCGGUUGACUAGGUUAAUCCCAUCUGUAACUUAUAUGGACAAGGGCGGUAGGCAUGCAGAUGCUCCGUUAUAUUAUCAAACACAUACCGAUAUUUUCAUGGAGGC
Molecule: messenger RNA, 978 nt
Organism: Cantharellus anzutake
Lineage: Eukaryota; Fungi; Basidiomycota; Agaricomycetes; Cantharellales; Hydnaceae
Exons: 9
Coding region: 112-816 (234 amino acids)
Source: RefSeq, a predicted model, not a curated record